Molecule: messenger RNA, 859 nt
Organism: Emericellopsis atlantica
Lineage: Eukaryota; Fungi; Ascomycota; Sordariomycetes; Hypocreales; Bionectriaceae
Exons: 1
Coding region: 250-837 (195 amino acids)
Source: RefSeq, a predicted model, not a curated record
UGAGAUCGGCAUGUACUACUUUUUAUAAGGCUGGACUGCGUUUGCCCAAGGCCUCGCACAAUUGAGUGGUUGCUUCCAUUGCCGUGCCAAUUCCGGAUAGUCUAGCUUCCGAAGAUCUGUCUGAAGAAGCAUACAGUCGAUAAAGUCCCCUUCAAGCAUGCCUAAUCGUGCAUCACGCCCACAUCACUUUUCAUCCCCGAAACACCAUAGCUCAUCUAGGACUGCCCGCAGCCCAUUCACAGUCGCAUCAUGGCUGCCGUCACCAUCAACCUGCCAUCCAAGUACGCGCCCAAUCAUGCCAAGAAGACCGGCCCUGAAGGCCCAACGCCAACGCCAUCUCUAGAGUGGCUCACACGCACCUGGUGUGUGACCCAUUCCACCCUCUCCAUGUGGCGAUCAGCCCGCAAUGUGAGGAUCACGUACAAACCUCUCGCCGCAAAGCCAGACGGGACACCGCGCAUCGACGACCUGGUCGAGUAUGAGCCCAUCAAGAAGCAGGGCGUGCGCAAGAGCGUCGAGGGCGUGGACACGCGCGCCGCCGAUGGAGGCUGGGAUUGGAAGGGUAAAGGCUGGCUGUUCUUUGUGGGGAGUCACUGGGAGAUCUUGGCCUGGGGCGAGGAGGCUGAUGGAGAGAGGUGGGCCGUGACGUGGUUUGCGCCCACGGUAUUCACAAAGGAGGGGAUCGAUGUGUACUGUGAUCGAAAGGAGGGCAUCAGCGAGGCCACAUGCACCAGGAUACUGGAAGCCCUGAAGGCGGUUGGGGUAAAGGAGCUGGUGCAGAUGGUCGAGAGCGACAUGAGGGCCGUGGAGAUCCAAUUGCCUUGGACUGAGGCGUGAUGUUCCAUUCCGUUAGCGAGAU